This is a messenger RNA of Neltuma alba, 1752 nucleotides long. Its product is annotated as E3 ubiquitin protein ligase RIE1-like. Gene Ontology annotation, biological process: protein ubiquitination; ubiquitin-dependent protein catabolic process. Lineage: Eukaryota; Viridiplantae; Streptophyta; Magnoliopsida; Fabales; Fabaceae. The record is from RefSeq and is a predicted model, not a curated record. Gene Ontology annotation, molecular function: ubiquitin protein ligase activity. Gene Ontology annotation, cellular component: plant-type vacuole.
AGUUUCAACGACCAUUUCCCUCUAUCUACCUGUCAACGUAUCCCUAUGACCCUAUCCCUCCUCCGAAACCGCUCUUUUCCUUCAUUUUCUUUUCCCUCUUUUUUAUACAACUUUACCUCGUAAGCUUCCACGCCUCCAAUCCCCAUUUCUUGGGUCACUCCCUGUUGCUGCCACUACUACUACUGUCACUAAUUCAAUUUUUUCAAUUCCAAUUUCCAUUUCAAUUAUGCACAAUUCCUUCUCCCUCUAGCCAUGUCGUCGGAAAGUUCUCCCACGUCGGCGGCUGAGCCCCACGCGCCUCUCCUUCGUUCCCGCCAGGGUUCCUCUGAUGCCCCCAGGACUCCUACCCUCGCGCUCCUUCUCGGCCGCGCCGUCGGCCGUCGGGGACCCUCCAUGCUGGUGCGGGAGACUGCGGCUCGCGAACUGGAGGAGCGGAGGGCUGAUUGGGGCUACUCCAGGCCUGUUGUGGUUCUCGACAUCACGUGGAAUAUGGCCUUUGUUGUGGUGUCGGUUGUGAUGCUUCUUUUGACGACCGACGAGAAGCCUAACACGCCGAUCCGGCUCUGGAUCUGUGGGUACGCCGCGCAGUUAGUUCAUGUGGUGCUUGUGUGGCUCGAGUAUAGGAGGAGGACUGCGAGGAUUUCGCGGUUGCGGAGGGCUCAGGAAGGGGAUAUUGAAGCUCGUAAUACCGACGAUAUUAACGACAGCGAGGACGAUGAAACUGGAGAUGGGAGUUCAUUGAAUUCGUCUCGCGCUGGGUUCGUGAAACGAUGUGAAUCAGUGAAUACCAUGGUUUCAUUCCUUUGGUGGAUAGUUGGCUUUUAUUGGGUAAUCUCAGGUGGCGAGACUCUUCUGCAACAUGCUCCACGUUUGUAUUGGUUGGCUGUUGUUUUUCUGGCAUUUGAUGUCUUUUUUGCCAUCUUUUGUGUUGUUUUGGCCUGCUUGAUUGGCAUCGCCCUCUGUUGUUGUUUGCCAUGCAUCAUUGCUAUUCUCUAUGCAGUUGCUGGACAGGAAGGUGCAUCAGAAGCAGAUCUUAGCUUACUCCCGAAAUAUAGGUUUCGCAUGUUAAACAAUGAGGAAAAGCCUACUGGUGGAGCAGGAUCAAUGGUUCCUUUAGAAACGACUAGUGGGUACCUGGCAAAUGAAAGAGUACUUCUACCUGAAGAUGCGGAAUGCUGUAUAUGUCUCACUUCAUACGAGGAUGGAGUAGAACUCAACGCUCUACCCUGCAACCAUCAUUUCCAUUCCACAUGCAUUGUGAAAUGGUUGAAAAUGAAUGCAACUUGUCCUCUCUGCAAGUACAAUAUUCUUAAGGGAAAUGACCAGGUGUGAACAAAAGCUUACAAAGAACAAGCAGGUUUUCCAAUUGCUGUUGUCUAUAUGUAGAUAUAAUUGCCUAGUCAAGGAACAGGUGACGUUCUCUUUAAUUCCUGGACUUUGCUGCCAUUGUCUGCUUCCAUGGAGGAGAUAGAGAAGAGGAGAAGAGGUUCUUGGAGAAUUUAUUGGUGAAUAAGCGAGAGACUUCUGUCCAUUGUACCUCACUUUGUUUUUUGUUAGUCAUUUUUUAGGUUUAUUGUUUUUGCUUGCCUUGAAUAGUUCUUCAUACAGGGGAAAAAGAAGUUAGUCCAAGUUUCCAGUUUUCGAAUGGUGGAUCUCAUGGAUUUCUUUUAUAAUUUUGCCGUAGAUGCUUGCUUGACAUUCGUUCUGACAGCGUUAUCAUGGUUUCUAUCCCAUUCCUCCUUGUUCACUGAU